AUGGUUCGCCAUCUUCUAUUGGCUACAGGAGCAAGUUUUAAGCUACCAAAGCCCUCUUCUCGUAAAUUCGAGACCGCUUCCGGCAGGUGGCAGUCACAGCAGAUAAGAUGCAUAGGCACGAGUGUCUCUACAUGUGAAUGCAUGUGUAGGUGUGUGGGCGAGGAGGGGGAUGGGGUGCUCACACGCAAUUAUGGUAUGUGGUGUGGCGACCGGCCUCGACUCGGCCAGUGGAGUCACAACCCACUCCAGCAAGCACAACUGACCCUCAAGCUGGCUUAA
This is a messenger RNA of Protopolystoma xenopodis, 279 nucleotides long. Lineage: Eukaryota; Metazoa; Platyhelminthes; Monogenea; Polystomatidea; Polystomatidae. The record is from the annotation of a GenBank genome assembly.